ACGUUAAUUUUUUUGAAAAGACAAAACCGUGUCUGACCAAGUCGUGUCGCUGUCACCUAAAUAUUUGCCUAAAAAUUUGGAUGAUUUGAUUUAUGAGAAGCUUGGAAGGAUUAUUCCAGUUAAUCUUAGGAAAUGUCUUCGAAAAACCGUACAAUUCAAAAUUUUAUUACCUUAGUUCCUGAUUACAUCCGAUCGAAGAGUGAAAGACAUGAAUCCGAAAUUCAAAGGUGCCUUCAGGUUUUGUGUCUUAUGGAAAACCUUACACUUUUUGAUACUCCCCAAGGAUAUACUACAGAAUUUUUUAUCAAUGUUAGAGAGCUUUUAAGAACAUGCGACAACAAAUCUAAUUUGGGGUGGAAGGGAAUAGAUAUGGUCAAACAUUUGAGUUCAAAUUCUUCUAUUUGUGAGCUUCUUUGUCAAUUUCAAUUUGUUCCAGUUCUCUCCCACUAUCUUCAAGGGCAAUUGGAAUCUGAUAAAGCUGUCUUAUUGCUCUCUUUGCUAGAGACAUUAACUGAUGGAAUAAUUGUAGACCGAUCAGGGUACUGGCUUAGCAAUAUUUUAAAAUAUCUUACUAGUGCUAUCUUGGAGAAAUCAGACUACACACUACCUCAUCUGCUUGCUGUUUUAUCCAAUUUAUGCUUUGAAAACUAUGUUGUGGUCAAUGAAUUGCAAAGGACAAAUCGUUCUGAAGACUUGCACCAAUACCUUGUCCAAUUGCAAGCAGAUAACCUUUUGCUUCAACUGUAUGCAUCUCAGGUUUUCUUUAGCUCUCUGGCAAUAGGUUCAAUCAGUGAAUUAAUGCUGACCAAUUACUUAAAAACAGUACUAGACACACUCACAGUCGGCUUCAAGAGUAGUAACACCAAAAUGAUCAAGCGAAGUUGCUGUAUUUUACUGUGGAUGACACGUGAUCGCCUAAUCCUUGAUCUGCUGAAAGCAAAUCGUUUCCAACAGCUACUACAGAGUUCUUUGGAAGGCUUGUUCAAGCUUGUUCCAAAAUUGCUUACUUCAUCUCAACAUGCCAGUGAUGCAGCCAACUGCAUUUUGUUCUACACAACAAAAAUACUCCGUACUCAGCUUGUUGUCAACAAGGAGUUCACCGAAGCCUUUAUCCCGGCCCUCGUUCCACUUCUUACGAACGCCGCCCUCAACGAAAAUUUACUUGAACUUUUGGCUGAUUUAACAAACAUCACACCGAGCCUUAACUUAAACGAAGAAAGCCUCGAUCGUCUAGUUGUGAAUCAACUGAACGAUUUUAAGAAUCCUGCCUGCAAGACAUCUUGCAAAAUUCUUGGACAUGCCUUGCAGAUUCUAAAAAAGCUUUACAAAGUUCAACCUUCCAACAUCCGGGUUGCAUCGAUGCUCAAACCGGAAACCUUUGUCAAAAUCGUUUCCGUUUUUACGGAUUUCGGCGAAGAAGUGGACCAGAAGAACUCCGACUUGACCCUCAUCCCCAAUCCUGCCGUUGUUUCACGUUAUUCUCCAGAAUCUAGAAUCAUUGUUGUCCAGUGUCUUACACUGUUCGGAGAUAUUGCUUUCCGAGAAAGAGACCAACUACCAAUUUACAGUGAUUUGCUGACAAAACCUAAUGUGCAACAGUGCCUAGCAUCUGCAAUCGUACUUGGUGACUGUCACCUCAAACAAGACGCUUUAGCUCUUAUUGGUACAGUAGGGUUUAAUCGCGAAAGCUUAGCUGGUCUGUCGUAUGCUAUGGAUCAGUUGUACUCCCGACGUGGCAGCGUUACCGAUGAGAAGGAUCCAUUGGUAAACCGUUCAAUUUUGAACGUGACCAUGUCUCCUGAACAAAUAAAGAAACUGGACAAAAUCACACAAGACAUGAAACACGACAAAUUUUGGGAGACGAUGAAAAAUUGCGACGUGGUUGAAUUGAUGGAGUUACAAAUUGCACGACGAGAGCGGGAAGAACUUCGAUUGCUACACCAGCUGGAUUCGUAUAAACAAGAAGUCGAUUCAUUAAAAAUAAAUAUCAUUCAAAUUGGAGCUGAGAAUGAACGGAUAAUGGCUAUGCUCCUCAGCAAAACUCAACUCAUUGAAAGCAAAGAGUCGGAGAACCGAGCUAUUUCGAGGCGUCUUGAAAAAAUGACCGAUACGCAACGAGCCAAUCAGCAUGACUGGACAAGAGAGCGUGAGAGAUUGCAAAGGGAAAAGGAUAAAUUUGAAGUGGCGCAGACUGAAAAAACGAAUCAGAUCCAAUCCCAGCUCGAUGGGGCCUUGAAACAAAUUAGAAAUCUUGUUCAGAAAGGUGAAGAUAUGGAAGAAGAACUUAAGAAAUCGCAAAAAUCCUUGGAAGCUGCAAAGCUGGCAUACGAGAAAAAAUCGAAAGAUUUAGACAAACUGUCAAAUGAGUUCCAAGAGAUCAAGACUAACAGUGAUAACCUUGUAAAGUCGCUUCGUAAGAAAGAGAAAGAAAAUGAAGAAAAGGAUAGAGAAAUCAUCUCUAUGAAUCAGGCAAUCAAAAAAUCCGAAAUGGUGCGUGAAGAUUUGGAGGCUCGACUUAUCGAAUCUGAGAAAUCGUGUCAAGAGACCAAGAAGAAACUCACUAAGCUAGAGAAAAUUCAAGAAUUUAUCUAUGAUUUGUCUUCAGGCAAGAACAAACUCUUCGAGGAUAACAAAUAAUGAACAAUUUUAGUAAUAGAAAUACACAGGUCUGUAUUGGUGGAACCUUUUUUGCAACGUCUGAAAUACAGAGAUAUCUUCAUUACAA
Molecule: messenger RNA, 2725 nt
Organism: Daphnia pulex (common water flea)
Lineage: Eukaryota; Metazoa; Arthropoda; Branchiopoda; Diplostraca; Daphniidae
Exons: 10
Coding region: 133-2637 (834 amino acids)
Source: RefSeq, a predicted model, not a curated record